Messenger RNA from Parathielavia appendiculata, 1059 nucleotides. RefSeq names its product carbohydrate-binding module family 1 protein. Lineage: Eukaryota; Fungi; Ascomycota; Sordariomycetes; Sordariales; Chaetomiaceae. Gene Ontology annotation, biological process: carbohydrate metabolic process. Gene Ontology annotation, molecular function: cellulose binding. Gene Ontology annotation, cellular component: extracellular region. The record is from RefSeq and is a predicted model, not a curated record. The transcript has a single exon. Bases 1 to 1059 code for a protein of 352 amino acids.
AUGUCCAAGGCAUCCGCCCUUCUCGUCUCCCUAACGGGUGCGGCUCUUGUCGCCGCCCACGGCCAUGUCAGCCACAUCAUUGUCAAUGGCGUCUACUACCAGAAUUACGACCCUACAACCCACUGGUACCAGCCCAACCCACCAACAGUGAUCGGCUGGAAGGCUUCCAACCAGGACAACGGCUUCGUUGAGCCCAACAACUUCGGCACCUCCGAUGUCAUCUGCCACAGGAGCGCUACUCCCGGUGGCGGCCAUGCCACAGUAGCUGCUGGUGACAAGAUCAGCAUCGUCUGGGACCCCGUCUGGCCCGAGUCCCACGUCGGUCCCGUCAUCGACUACCUGGCCGCCUGCAACGGCGACUGCGAGUCCGUCAGCAAGGAGUCGCUCAAAUGGUUCAAGAUUGACGGCGCCGGCUACGACCAGGCCGCCGGCCGGUGGGCCGCUGACGCUCUCCGCGCCAACGGCAACAGCUGGCUCGUCCAGAUUCCGUCCGACCUGAAGGCCGGCAACUACGUGCUCCGCCACGAGAUCAUCGCCCUCCACGGCGCCUCUAGCCCCAACGGCGCUCAGUCCUACCCGCAGUGCAUCAACCUCCGGGUUACCGGCUCCGGUAGCACCGUCCCGAGCGGCGUCGCCGGCACUUCCCUGUACAAGGCGACCGACCCCGGCAUUUUGUUCAAUCCCUAUGUCCCAAGUCCCAACUACCCCGUCCCCGGCCCCGCGCUCAUUCCCGGCGCCGUGAGUUCCAUUCCCCAGAGCAAGUCGACCGCCACCGCCACCGCCUCGGCCACCCUCCCCGGCGGCGGCGGCUCCCAGCCCACCACCACGUCUUCCGUGGUCACCAGCGUCUCGAGCAUCAGCCGCCCGCCCGUGUCGACCAGCACCACCCUGAGGACGAGCACCGUCGUACCGUCCAGCUCCACCACCCCGAGCCCCACCGGCGGCGCAACCCAGACCAAGUACGGCCAGUGCGGCGGCAGCGGCUGGGCCGGCCCGACCGCAUGCGCCGCUGGCUCCAGCUGCUCGGUGCUGAACCCUUGGUACGCCCAGUGCGUCUAA